Messenger RNA from Closterium sp. NIES-65, 1171 nucleotides. The record is from the annotation of a GenBank genome assembly. NCBI's taxonomy places the organism in Eukaryota, Viridiplantae, Streptophyta, Zygnematophyceae, Desmidiales, Closteriaceae.
AUGAAGGCCCUGGAUGUGUGUUGUUGGUGCCGCUGUCUUUCUGAUCGGCUCUCCCUCUCAUUCCCUCAUUCCCUUCUCAUCCCUUCUCAUUCCCUUCUCAUCCCCUUCUCAUUCCCUUCUCAUCUCUUUUUCAUUCCCUUCUCAUUCCCUGCUCAUUCCCUUCUCAUCCCCUUUUCAUUCCCUUCUCAUCCCGUUUUCAUUCCCUUUUUAUUCCCUUCUCAUCCCCUGCUCAUCCCCUUCUCAUUCUCUUCUCAUCCCCUUCUCAUUCCCUUCUCAUUCCCUUCUCAUUCCUUUCUCAUUCAUUCUCAUUCCCUUCUCAUCCCCUUCUCAUCCCCUUCUCAUCCCCUUCUCAUUCCCUUAUCAUCCCCUUCUCAUUCCCUUCUCAUUCCCUUCUCAUUCCCUUCUCAUUUCCUUCUCAUUCCCUUCUCAUUCCCUUCUCAUCCUUCUCAUUUCCUUCUCAUUCCCUUCUCAUUCCCUUCCAUUCUCAUUCCCUUCACAUUCCCUUCGCAUUCCCUUCUCAUCCCCUUCUCAUCCCCUUCUCAUUCCCUUCUCAUUCCCUUCUCUCCCGCCUCGCGCUCCCCUCUCUUGCCCCUCGCUCAACCAGCGCCCUGGUUCACGAUGCUGGUAGCGGCGUGGGUGCUGUGUGGGCUGGGCGUGGCAGCAUGGCUGUUCUACUCCAACCACUCGCAGUAUGAGGAUUGCCCUACUAAGCUUAACCAGUUUUCUCUCUCGCUCUUCCCGCUCUCGCUUUCCCCAGUAGAUCUCGCCCCACUCACCCCGCCCAGCGCCCUGGUUCACAGUGCUGGUGGCGGCGUGGGUGCUGUGUGGUCUGGGCGUGGCAGCAUGGUGCUCGUGGCAGCAUGGGUGCUGUGUGGGCUGGCCGUGGCAGCAUGGCUGCUCUACUGGAAGCACUCGCAGUAUGAGGAUCACAGGGAGGAGGCGCUGGGCGUGUGGUGCAAGGAGCGCGCCCUCAUGCUGCAGCAGCUCGUGCUCACCCAUGUGGGGCAGAUGCAGCAGCUCGUGCCCACUCAUGUUGUCAGGCAGACGCAGGCUGGGGCAGAGAGGCAAGUGGGAGCUGGACAGGUGUUUGAACGGCAGCUCGUGGGAAGCAUACCUCACGCGCACCGCCUAUGCUCGCCCCGGGAACACGGGGGCGUCUUCAUGCGUCUUU